Messenger RNA from Gastrolobium bilobum, 817 nucleotides. RefSeq names its product protein NDR1-like. Gene Ontology annotation, biological process: defense response to other organism. The transcript has a single exon. Lineage: Eukaryota; Viridiplantae; Streptophyta; Magnoliopsida; Fabales; Fabaceae. The coding region runs from base 21 to 590 and encodes 189 amino acids. The record is from RefSeq and is a predicted model, not a curated record.
CCAGUCAUAUUUGUUAAAGGAUGUGCGAAGGCAAGGGUUUCUAUUUAUGGCUGAUGCAAGUUAUCGGCCUCUUGGGCCUUAUAGUUCUUUGCCUAUGGCUAUCCUUACGACCGAAAAGCCCCUCUUACUCCAUAUUGUUCAUCUCUUUAGAAUCGCCCUCGAGUCAAAACGGCACCAUCUUUUACAGCCUUGAAAUUGAGAACUCAAACAAGGACUCGAGCAUUUACUAUGACGACAUACUAUUGAGUUUCUUAUAUGGGCAGCAGGAGGAUACGGUGGCGCAGACAACCAUAGGCUCUUUUCAUCAAGGAACAGGCAAGACCCGCGUUGUAACUGAAGUUAUUAAUGCCAAACCUGGAGCAUUCAAACCUCUCUUAAAUGCCAUCUCAAAUGCAACCGCUGAGUUAAAGGUUGCUUUGAUCACAAGACUUCGUUACAAGACAUGGGGAAUUAAGAGCAAGUUUCACAGGUUAAACCUCAAAGGUAUUCUACCAAUUGAUUCCGAUGGGAAGCUUUCACGUAAGAAGAAGAAGUACCCCCUUAGCAGCCGCAAUAACAAAAAACUGGGAAGAGUCAAAGCAAAGCACUGAUCUCAUCUUUAUCCUUUCCUUAUAAAUCACGUAGAAAACAUAACUAUUUGCGCGCAUUUGCUCCGAUAUCAAGGAGAGAUUCAUGUUUUCCACCAGUACACGGGAGAGAUCCUUGUUUCCACCACAGGUGUAGGCAUAAACAAGAGCAAGAUAAUUUAGUAGUAUCUGAUGGGUUUUACAAAUGUGAAUCUAUAAUACAGCGAGACACAAGAUCAUUUGGUUUUGGA